Molecule: messenger RNA, 213 nt
Organism: Rotaria sordida
Lineage: Eukaryota; Metazoa; Rotifera; Eurotatoria; Philodinida; Philodinidae
Source: the annotation of a GenBank genome assembly
AUGUCUGAAGCUGCUGUAUCUUCAGUUGAAGUUACUCGACCAAAAUCUCCAACUAUUUCAUUUAUAAAUUCAAAUAAAGGAAAAUCUUUACUCGUAGCAAAUAACUAUGUUUUCAAAUUGAAUAAAACAACAACUACUACCAAUGAUGGUGCUAUAAGUGCUAUGGAAUACUUAGACGGUUUAUCAUUUACAGUUGCUAAACAGAAAAAAUGA